UCUGUAGAAGAAGGUUCUGCUGCUCUACCCAACUGAGUUGAAUAAUGAAACCAUCUUUUCCAAGGAGUAAGAAUACUUGAAACUACUUUACUAUUAUUGACUAGAGGAAUCGACUCCAAAGUCUUCCAAAUCCCACUCCACAUGAUGUAAUAUGAUUAUUAUUAUUCAUCUUCAUUUGUAUUAUUGAAUUGUUACGUCGUCGUUGAAAAGAUGGGUCGAGUGAUUCGAGGUCAACGCAAAGGAGCUGGUAGUGUAUUUCGUGCUCACGUAGCGAAACGAAAAGGUGCAGCUCGAUUCAGAGCUCUCGAUUAUGCCGAACGACACGGAUAUAUUCGAGGCGUCGUAAGGGAAAUCAUACACGACCCUGGAAGAGGAGCUCCUUUGGCUCGAGUUGAAUUUCGUGAUCCAUAUAGAUAUAAAAGAAGAGUUGAGACUUUUAUUGCAGCAGAAGGUUUAUAUUCAGGCCAAUCUGUUUAUUGUGGAAAAAAAGCCCAAUUGACCAUAGGUAAUGUUAUUCCUCUUGGUUCCCUACCAGAAGGAACUGUAGUAUGCAAUGUCGAAGGUAAAGUUGGUGAUAGAGGCAAAUUGGGUCGUUGUUCGGGUGAUUAUGUAACAGUCAUCAAUCAAUUGGAAGGAAAUAAAACUCGCAUUCGAUUACCUUCGGGAGCUAGAAAGAUUGUUCCUUCCAAUUGUCGUGCCAUGAUAGGAAUGAUAGCUGGAGGUGGUCGAACUGAUAAACCCAUCUUGAAAGCUGGAAGAGCUUAUCACAAAUACAAAGCUAAGAAGAAUUGUUGGCCUCGUGUACGGGGAGUUGCAAUGAAUCCAGUAGAUCAUCCUCACGGUGGUGGUAAUCAUCAACAUAUUGGACAUCCUUCCACUGUAAGAAGAGAUGCUCCACCUGGACAAAAAGUGGGUUUAAUUGCAGCAAGAAGAACAGGUCGAUUGAGAGGAGGAAAGGCAAUGGCAGCUGCUGCAGCCAAAGCUGCUUCUGGAGGUGCCUAAACAUGUUGAUCAAUAAAAUAUAUAUAUCCAACGGAAUGCCAUUGGUUUAUGUCAAAUAUUCCAAUUGAGACUCCAUCAAAAGUGAUCGUUGGCUAGUUAUCAAAGUCAAUUUGUACAAGGCUUCCAUUACUUCAACUAGUUUCUCUCUAUAAUGACUGGGUUUCAUUCUACCAUCAUUGGAAAACUCUCGAAAGGCUUCAGGCACAAUCAAAUAACAAGGGGCAAUUAUCAUGUUCAAUGAAAGUGCAAUAGUAAACAUAUGAUGAAUUGCUGCACCAGAUAGUUGGCCUCCUUGUACUUGACAAAAUGCAACUGUUCUUCCAUUUGGAGGAAAUGUAUACCAAUCCAAUUGAUUCUUCAAUACACUGCUUAUACUUCCGUGAUGUACAGGUGAACACCAUAUUUGACCUUGUGACCAAUUGUAAAGUUGAAUAAAUUCUUGUACUUUUGGAUGAGUCUCAUAUUGAGGAUCCUGUAUAGGUAAAGACUCUGGGUGAUAGAUACGAAUAUCAGCACCCAACUGAUUGAGUAUUCGAGCUGCUUCAUAAGCUAGGGCUUUGGAUAAUGAACCUUGUCUUAAGGAA
This is a messenger RNA of Galdieria sulphuraria, 1586 nucleotides long. RefSeq names its product 60S ribosomal protein L8e. Gene Ontology annotation, biological process: cytoplasmic translation. Bases 211 to 1002 code for a protein of 263 amino acids. The transcript is spliced from 3 exons. The record is from RefSeq and is a predicted model, not a curated record. Lineage: Eukaryota; Rhodophyta; Bangiophyceae; Galdieriales; Galdieriaceae. Gene Ontology annotation, cellular component: cytosolic large ribosomal subunit; ribosome. Gene Ontology annotation, molecular function: structural constituent of ribosome; RNA binding.